AUAUGCAUCCUAAGUAUUUUUGUUGAUUGGGCAUACAAACUACUUUUCGUAAUUCCAUUGUUCUUUGUAUUCAAGUUCGGCAAGUGGAUAUAUCAAUGGGCUCUUACUCCUGGCCCAGAACCAGCACAAAAUCCCCCCAAAACAGAAAAGGUUAAGAGAAAAUACAAAACAAUUAGAGUAUGAACUUUUUGGAAAAUGGAGAUAGUGGAAGAUGUAGAAGUCAAGACCCCUGCAGAGCCAACAGGGUCAGACGAUUCUAAGGAGAAUCCAAUCGCCUGCAAAGUGCGAGGGGCCGAGUUGUUCAAACAGGGUGAUGUUGAUGGAGCAAUUGAUGUAUGGUUUAGUGGUCUUAGGGCGCUACAAUUCAUUCUAAGCAAGAAACCAGACUUCGAACGCGAUGCUUCCUCUGCUGCUGUAUUCAUACGAAAGUGGGAAAUCUACGUUGGCACCUUUGUAGACCUGUCAACCAAUAUGGCACUGGCUUUGUUGAAAAAGGGUCACUAUAGAGACGCAAUAAAAUAUUGUCAUCAGGCACUAAAGUAUGACAAGAGCAACCUUAAGGCAUAUCUAAGAAUAUCACAAGCGCACGCAGAAAAUGGAGAAUACGGUGUGGCAAUUGACUACUGCAACGAAGCUUUGAGGUUCUAUCCAGAUAACCUGGAACUAAGACUUCAAAAGAAGAAAAUGAUAGAACAAUCGAAGGAACAUGAUCGCAGCCAAAAGGUGGUGUUGCAGAAGGUAUUUGAACAACUGGAACAUGAUCCUAGAUCGCAGGGUGGAAUUAUUGCCACAAUGUUACCAUACAGGAUCAUCAAGAGUGUUAAAAGUUUGUGGACCAGAUUCUCUUCUAUUUUCAAAUUUGUGGGAACCGCCUUCAAAUUCUUUUAUAACAAACACGUCGCCAGUACGUGAUCUUAAAAUAAUUCUAUAUACACAAAACAGAUAUGAAUGUAUACGAUAACAAAAU
Babesia bovis T2Bo is the source of this 967-nucleotide messenger RNA. RefSeq names its product tetratricopeptide repeat domain containing protein. NCBI's taxonomy places the organism in Eukaryota, Apicomplexa, Aconoidasida, Piroplasmida, Babesiidae. Bases 196 to 912 code for a protein of 238 amino acids. The record is from RefSeq and is a predicted model, not a curated record. The transcript has a single exon. Gene Ontology annotation, molecular function: protein binding.